AGAAAUUCGGUCCGGAUCGGGCUUGAUCGCGAGCAAUAGUAGUGUGCUGUGCGACACCCGUAUAAAAACAAAACAAAUCUCAAAGGCUACGCUUUUAGUAGUUGUAUGCGCCGGAAGUGAUUGUAAAUACAAAUUUCGCACGUUUUAUACAUUAUUUAUUUUCACGAAGUGUGGUUCACACCUUUUAAUUCAGCUUGCAUGGUGUUCAGAAACGCAUACGCAGGUGCAUGGGAAAAGGAGCAUGGAAAUAUCGCCAAGUAUCUUAAUUUUCACCAAACAUACGCCACAGCGCGGCCGCGCCGCGAAGCAUUCUAUCCGGGAUCCGUGCGCGCCGCUCGAGUGAAUGCCGUAUUCACAGUCGCCUGUCAAGCUCUGUUUCGAUCAACGGUUAUGGAUACUUCGCUUUCGUUGUCGUCCGUCAGAGCAGCCCUGCAAAAGGAAGUCUAAAGAGCAUUGCAGUGUGCCGUACUGCACAUCUACAAGAUGGAAAAGUAGCGAGUUAUCAUUCCAUCGUUUCCCAAAAGCCAACGAGGCGAAGAGAAGGCAGCUAUGGAUCCAGAAACUACGGAUGGCCAAGCCCGUAUCGCCAACGAUGGUUGUAUGCUCGCGGCAUUUUCAGCCAGAUGACUACUUUUUCCCAGGAAUAUAUUGCGCUCGCCGUGUGCUCAAGAAAACAGCGGUGCCUAGCCGGAACUUGCCUCAGUCCAGUACUUUUGAUGCGGCGAAGGCAGCAAGAUGCCAGCAGCGGGAUGAAGAGAGGCUUCGCAGAAGGCAGCAGCGUUCAAAGAAAGCAACAAGUGGUGCUGGAUCAUCGACCUCUGGCACUCCUGUUACUCCAAAUGAGCGAUAUAUAAAGCCAGAAGUACUAGAGGAGACACCCCAAGAACAUCUCGAGUGUAAGACUGAGGAACUUGUGGCAAACGUGUACACUGGAAAUGAAGAAGAAGUGGCGCAAAUCCUGGCCAACAUGAGAUCCACCCUGCGGAGCUACUGAAAAGACUAAUAUAAAUUACCUCAGGUGACGUCGCGAGCAGCAUCAAUAAUCACCGACAACUCACCGACUGGAUUUUCAUCAUAUCUUCUUGACACACUGUGAUAUGCCAUAAGAGAACUCCUAAGCUCUUGAACAAACACUGACAAUGAAGGAGAGAAUAGCCUUAACAAUGAUGAAGCACAAGCACAAUGUAUGAACGAGCUCCAUGAAAAACUUAUCUUGUUCUCUUGCCACAUGUACCAGAAUAAUUUUGCGCAAAACAGAAGCUCUGGCUAAAGUAUUUUUGACUGCUAUAGCUUUGUCUCCAGAAUAUCAGAUUCUUCAGAACAUGACCAUUCAUGUUAAAGUGUACCAAAAGGCGUGCUUGAUGGAAUUACAUAAAAAUUCCAGUUUCAAAAUCAAAAUAGCUCCAAUCUGCAUUGCGGACUUAUUCUUUUCUUAAGAAAAUGUUUCACAUGCAAAUUUAUGAUUGGAGUAACACCCGGUCCUGGUGCUGUAAUUGCAUUUGUAAGUAAAGCAUAUGGAAGGUUACCAGACAAAGCUAUAUUUGAGAAAGGUGGUGACUUGGACCUGUUCUAACUGAUGCUGGUGAUGGCCGACGAGGAUUCUUAGUGCAAGAAGCUUGUGAGAAUUGUUUAAAAGAGCUCGUCAGACCACAAUACAAGAAUACUAGAAGGGUCAAAAAACAGUCUGGGAAAAUGGAAGCACCAAGAACACAAAGCAUUGCAUUGGCAAGAAUCUGUGUAGAGCGUGCCAUACAAUGUUAUUCAAAGUACUCUCAACAAAGAUACCCUGGAGCAUGCUCAACAUGUUGAACAAUAUGGUAGUAAUUGCUAUUUUUGCAGCUCGAGGUUUUGUAAGGGUUGUUCUACCGCUUGCUUCUGAGCUCUCUGCUUUUGAAAAACUUGCAUUUUUGCUUGCACGCAAUCUCUAUCAGUGGAAGGUCAAGAGUUCAGAGGAACACCUCAAAUAUCAUGGACUGGCCAAUUGCUUUUCUUCCCCUAUCCAUCCUCUUGUAAGGCAGCUGCUUGCAUUCAUAAGGGUGGCUGGAACCUCCUUUCAAGGAGAGACGAUGGAGAAAUAACACAACUAGUGUAAUCAGAGUUGAGUUGCAUCCUUCUUUCAUAGGAAAUGCUCAAGCCACUGCACGCUGUCACAAAGGUGGACAGGUGUAGCGCAAGUGGAUGACGAGGUAGUGAAGGCGAUUUGCUGGCACAUUUUUUUUUUUUGUAAGGCUCACUCGCCACAGCAUUCUUAGGUUAUCAUUGCAUAUGGAUGUUCACAAUUCCUUAGCAGUUGAAGUUUAGUCAGCUCUUCAAGUGGUUAUUAUCGUACCAUUGUAUCAAGUUGCCAAUCAUUCUUUGCAAUGUGAAGUUUUCUAUUUUUACUCUCUGCUUGUAUUGCCGGAACCAAGCAAUAAGUGUUUUCAUUAGAAGGCUUUGAAAUAUAUAUAUAUAUUUUUUUUCAAACGACGCAGGCAGCACUGGAAAAGACAAUAGAAAAAAGCCAUGCAGUGCAUGCACAUAUGUGAAAAUAGUGCAUUUUCUUCUGUAUGCUCUUAUGUAUGUUCAUGUGCUGUCAUGCGCUAAUAAAAGGCAAGUAUUCAUCCCAGA
Molecule: messenger RNA, 2607 nt
Organism: Dermacentor silvarum
Lineage: Eukaryota; Metazoa; Arthropoda; Arachnida; Ixodida; Ixodidae
Product: THAP domain-containing protein 11
Exons: 4
Coding region: 344-994 (216 amino acids)
Molecular function (GO): sequence-specific DNA binding
Source: RefSeq, a predicted model, not a curated record